AUGGUAAUCGGAGGUCAUUUGUAUGCGACCGGGUACUAUCUCUAUGGUACCUGGGUAGUACCUGAUCGGUAUCUGGAUGCUACCGGGUAUGUACCUGAAAUUCGCGAGUUUGCCACUGGCUGGUACAUCGGUCGUUUUUAUACCAUCAGUGUUUUUUUACACCUUCCCAAGCCUUUCAGGGUCUUAUUGGAUAAAGCUGAAACAAAAAACAACGAUCCGGGAAGCAAUUCCAGACUUUCCGGGAGCAAUUGCGAAUGUCAGGUAGCUACCCGGUAGCUACUUGCAUCGACCUCCGACCCAGGUACAUAGAGAUAGUACCCGGUCGCAUACAAACGACCACCCAUUACCAUACGCCGAUUGACUUUUUCAAAAGUUGCUACCCGGUAGAUAUUUGUAUCGACUUCCCGAUUCACCUUUGUGGAAAAUGGGAUCUUUGA
Molecule: messenger RNA, 437 nt
Organism: Caenorhabditis auriculariae
Lineage: Eukaryota; Metazoa; Nematoda; Chromadorea; Rhabditida; Rhabditidae
Source: the annotation of a GenBank genome assembly